UUAUCACAAAGCAGUCCAAUUUCCAAAACAACUCUCUUCCCAACCUAAUUAAUAUCAUCAAUAUUUGCUUACCGUGUCAUUUACGAAGCCGCCCUCUUUUUCAGCUUUAUAAAUAGCCAACUUUUCUCUUGACAAACGAAACUGCACCAAGAAAAUGAAGAGGCAAAGAAAUGUAGAGGGAGCUGCAACAAGAACGGAAACGGCGUCAACAAUGUCAAUGACAAAGAAGAAGGCCAAGAGGGAAGUUGAGAAGAGGAAAGAGGAGGUGGGAAAGGUGGAGGAGGAGGAGGAGAGGAGGGAAGGCAGAGAUCAGUCCUGGUUUACGGUGGCAGAGAAUGAUCAGAUGGGUUGGGAGGAGUACCGUCCGUGGACGUUGGGUGGUGCUGUGGAUGAGCAAAUGUCAUGGGGCUCCCUUUGGCUGCCGUUUUGGGACGUUGAGUUUAUGUGUGAAGCUUAUAGUACAUUCUUUGGCGAUGUUGCUUGGGAUGAUGAUAUUUGGAACGUGAGGGGUAUCAUGGAGGUACCAAAACCAUGAGAUAAACAAGAAAGAGAGCUUUUCUUUAUCUGCCUUUUUGUUUCUUUUCCCUUGUGCUCAAGUCUUGUUAUACAAGAAAUUUCUAGUCCAUGGAGAACACUGAAUCCAGAUCUCGCAAUUUGCUGUCUGAUCGAGUUACUGGUAUUUUAGGCUGUAAGAACACUUAUAAAGCCCAUGCCACCUACCCAAGUAAGGAAGCGGGCAGCGGCCCGGGACCUGCUUAAGCAGGCAGGCUUUAUAAAAUUGAUAAAGAUCUAUAUCCGCUAUAACCAUUGUCAUAGUAAUAACUCAUUUAUAUAUGUACGUGGGAUGAAUUCUGUGUUAUUCUAACAAAUAAGAUCCUCUCCAUUUCAAGUGAAAAAGAGAGGAGUCAUUUUAUAGUCUAGUAUUUUAUUUUAUUAUAUUUGACGAA
This is a messenger RNA of Alnus glutinosa, 947 nucleotides long. RefSeq lists its product as uncharacterized. The transcript has a single exon. The coding region runs from base 155 to 535 and encodes 126 amino acids. Lineage: Eukaryota; Viridiplantae; Streptophyta; Magnoliopsida; Fagales; Betulaceae. The record is from RefSeq and is a predicted model, not a curated record.